Molecule: messenger RNA, 4866 nt
Organism: Brassica rapa (field mustard)
Lineage: Eukaryota; Viridiplantae; Streptophyta; Magnoliopsida; Brassicales; Brassicaceae
Source: RefSeq, a predicted model, not a curated record
GUAAAAAUGAAUAAAACAAGAUAAAUAUGAUAUAGAAAAAAUAAGAUAAAUUUAUUUCAUUUCACUCUUCAUCCAAUUGUAAUAUAAUUCGUUUAAUUUGUUUUGGAUGAUAUAGUCUUUGGACUAAACUAAUGCAUUAGUUAAAAAAAAUUUUGUUUUUUUUUCUAUAGAAUGAUAAAUCUAAUUCAUUCAAGAUAAAUGAGAAAUUUUGUUGUGUAAUUUUACUGAAUAGAUUUAUCUACAUUAUUUCAUUCCAUAAAUGUCUAUUUUACUAACAAAACUGCUGACCAUAGUUCAUGUAGACUAUAAAUAAAAAAAAGUCUUUCAGCAACAGAAACAAAUCUUAAUACUUGAUUGAGAAACUAAAGUCCCUUGAUUCCAUUAAUCAUAUGACAGAAUAUAAACAAUAUACAAGAAAACUUAAGUCCUGUCCUUCUUCUAUGACCUCCAAUGUUUAAAUUGGUAAGGACAUAUACCAAGUAACUAUCCACUUAUAAACAUUAAUCUUUAAUAGCAGCAACCCAUACACACAAAGAAACGUAUUAGCGAGUAAUAACACCGUUUUGAUUAUUAAUUAGUUAUCGACCAAAAAAACAGUUCUUAUACAAACGAGUUGCGAGUCAGUUCUUAUACAUAUAAAUAAAGGAGAAUUGUUUCAAGAUUAGUCUAGUAAAAAACCGAAAAAACAAUAUAUAUAAACUGAUGUAUUUAGAUAUAACUCAAAAGAUGGUGAAGAUGAAUCCCAAAACCAUAGUUACAAACCUCCUCCUCUUACUCCUCCUGCAAAUCUCCAACUUCUCCAUCGUUGUCUUCUCUCUGGAGCGGUUAUAUAGGAAACCUUAUAAAUCGGAGUUUAGCAUACGACCAAGCACUGUCACACGUAUCAUCGUGGCCAACGAACUAUGGGGUCUUAAGAAUGGGAACGCUGGCUUUGUAUGUGCUCACGGUCCCAAGGUUUGGCGUAAAAGCAAUCCGGGAGACCGGUACGUUGUAAUCAAGUUCGAACACACUGGUAUUACAAGGUAUAAAUUCGUACAUUGCCAUCUCCGGUCGAGUCGUGGGUAUGUCAAUGUUCCUAUCAAUAUUCACCCUGACACUUCUGCUAGGUGUUACCCUAGUUAUAAAUGCCAUUACUUUAUUAGAAAAGAUGGAGUUUAUUACAAGCCUGAGAAGAAGCUCUUCCCAUGGCUGCCGUUUCCACGCUCUAAAAAUGGACGUCACGCCAAGGCUUAAGUGAUUUAUAGAUAUUGAUGAUGUAUUGUAAGUUUGUAACUUAUAAUACAAUCUUGGUGAUCCACUCAAAAAAAAGUAUUCACUCAAAAUAAAUAAAGAAUACAUACUACUUACUUACGUUCCACGAAUAUAAAUGUUUUGGAAAACAUUGUUUCAUUAUAAUAAAUUUUAUGUUUUCUAUAAAAAAAUAUUAUUUAAUAAUAACAAAUUGAACAUUUCAAAAAAAAUAAUAAUAUUGACUUAAAUUUACUGAAAUUGAUAAUCACAUAAAUUAAUGCAAUUAUGGUAUAAAUUUAAAUUGUUUUCUUAACAUAUUGAGAUAUCACAUAACUGACCACUAAUUACAAGGUACUAAAAUAUUUUUAAAAUAGUGUCUAGUAUAAAAAAUAUAUAUUGGGAUAUUUAUCUAACUGAAACCCCUAUAUGUCGUAUUUGUUUAACUUUUUUUUUUUUGUAACUAUUUGUUUAACUUUCUUACGGAUGUUAUUAUGGCUUUAUUUACUGUCAUAUCGAUGGUGUACACAUAAAAAUAACAACAAAUAACUAUAUGAACUUUGCAACAAAUUUUAGAAAAACGUUUUUAAAAAUUAAAGCAUAAGGAACAAACCAACCCAAAAUUCUAAACACGAGGCAAAUUAUCACGACAAGUAAAAAAUGACGUUUAAAAUUGAUAGAUUUAUAAGAACCUUAGCGUGGUUCCUUGUAACGCAGGUCACCGUGGUCUCCCAGGCCGGGAGGUCACAUUUCGUCACAACAGAGCUGAACAUACGUAAUGAAAUGCAAGGCUUGAAACGUCCAGAGAUAGUUUACCACUGCCAAGCUAUAAAUAAUGGUCUUGAAUACGGUUGGAGACGAGCCAAAAAGCCACCACUGGGCCAUACCUUCCAUGUACUCUUGGAAGGAGGUCAAAAACUGGAGGAGGAGAUUCACCGCUGCCAUUUCCGAUCGGUGCUCGGUAAAGCAGACGUCGAUAUCCGUAUGACUGCGAUUGAUGCUGAGAUUUGUAAUUAUAAAAGGGCAUGUGCCGUUCAUGUCGUUACACCGGAAGGGAUAAUGUUUCAUGGUAAAGAAUGGGAUUUUAAAGAGAGGUAUCCACGGCUGAUACCACGGACAUAUCUUGAAGCUAAGUGGAAACCUUGGCCACGCCGCAGCAGCAGCGGCCGUGAGGACCCGAGAAGCAAACGUCGCUCUGGAGGAGGUUCACAAAUGAUUUAAUGCCUAUAAGAUUAAACUAUUAAACGAAUAUGAAUCACUGGGGUUUCAUGUGCAAGAGCUAUAUUAAUGCGUUUGAAGAAUUUUCGUUUCUUUUCUCUAGUGUGAUUUGUUUUCGAAUUACACUUUAGUUUAUGCUACUAAUAAUUACAAAAAAAAAAAUACAUAGUAUGUAAGUCUGCUUUACCAUUUUUGAUGUCUAUAUAUGUUUUUCUUUUCCCUUAAAUGUUUUUUCUUCGAUUAAAAUGGCUAAUUGAUCCUUCUACGUAAUACAUUAAAAUAGCUGAAAAUAAAUUUGAACCAUAGCCAACAAAAAACAUUUCAAACAUAUCUUUUUUGUGAUUUACGUGAAGUGUUCGUCUAAUGAAAACAUUGUAAUUAAUUUUUUUUUUGAACUUUUGCAAUUAAAUACUUCCACAAACAUUUCUGUAAAUUACAAAUAGAAACGAAAAUACAAAAAUACUGUUUACUUUUACAUACAGUAAAAAAAAGAUUACAUUUUACAUGUUAGUUUCGCUUGAAAUUAAAUACAUGAUUACAACAUGCUAUUGUAAACUCAGCCACCACUUGAGCCACGCUAGGUCGGGUUAUAAUCCACACUUUACUUUCAGACCUGAACAUGCAAUAUUUGAAUAAAGAAGGAUAAAAGGUCGUUUAAUGAUGUAAAUCAAAAUAACAUCAUACUAUUUUGCUAAACGUAAAAUAUGGAUUCACGUACUUAAAUAAAUUGAUAUUUUGUUCUCUAAACCUAAGAUAAUUUUGUCUUUUUUGAUAUAACGAUUCAUCACUUUCAGUGUUAUUUCUAUUUCCCCUAAGGCCAACCUCAACAAUCAGAUACUCUUUGGAGCUUUCUAACAAAAAAAAUAUUAAUAUUUAAUAUAAUAUAAAUAAAUAGUUAAAAUUUAAUUUAAAAGUAAAAAUUGAAUCAACAAAGGAUUGACAAAUGUUGAAUGAGGUUGUAAAGAAGUUAUUAAAAGCUCUUAUUUUAUAACUUCAAUUCAUUCUUUCUUUUAACUUUUUCUUAUUUUUAAUUUUUUAAUGAUGAAAACUCUCCAUGAUAACCUUCCAUUAGAGGUGCUGUAAUAGCUAUUUCGUCUAACGUCUACUGGUAACUCUAGCACAACUAACAGACGCGUUUAUGAAAAUGCACGCCUCGUGGGAAAAUAUUGUUAGAAGUUAUAACAAUAAUGCUGUUUUCUUUUUUUUUGUGGGGUGUAUAACAAAUCAAUUGGUAUCACUUCGUUGGAGAUAACUUAGGUAUUAUUAAUUAUCCUAAAUAUAUACUAGUUUUUUGGAAUUGGUUAUAUAUCUCGUUAGUAGGCACAAAACUAACUUCCUUCCAUAACUUUCCGUUUCCUUCUGUAAAUAUAUAAAUCAAAAGAAAAUGCAAGUGUCAUCAAGAAACAAAAACCAAUAGGAGUAAAAGAAGAAGAAGAAAAAUAGAGAAAUGUUAGAAGUAAAUAGUUUUGCCAAGAAAGCUAUAGUUUGGUGCCUUGUGUUGCAAGCCCUUAUAAUUCAAGGAGACUCGAUUGAAAGUGGAGAUGUGAGUUUCUCUAUAAUGUUAAGAAACGAAAUGUACGGCUUAAGACGUCCAUUGGUUGUCUACCGGUGCAAGUCGUCUGGAAAAUCUCUCCGGUGGCACCAAUCAUAUCGCAAACAGGAGUUUACAUGGGAUUUUGAAGUCCCGCCAUUUGGAAACGGCGUGGUCAUUCACCAGUGCCACUUCAUGUCGAGCCAAGGGACAGCGGAUGUCAUUAUCAAGACGUUGUCGAUGACAUCGAUCUUGUGCGGAGGACAUGUGUGUAAAUAUGUUAUUGGGCCGAACGGUAUAUAUUUCGUUGGUUUUGAGACCUAUUAUCCGCACAAUAUUUUCUUAAGAUUUGUGGAGUUGGUAAGGCCUGUUGUCAAGCUUGUUGAGCCAUGGAAGGCGUGGUCACCGCGGCAGCUAAAAGAGUUUCGAGCGGAACGCAACCGCACCAGGUCAGAGGAUGAUGACGACAUGGUAUACAACGAUUAGGCAUAGAACAAAUAAUUCCUGCAAUGACACCAAAUAGCAAAAAUUUAAAAAUUUAAAAAGAAAAGAGAGAAGAUAUGUUGAACAAUAUAGGAGUUAGUUUUAUUUAUAUGAUAUGUACAAGUUGAUAUGUAGUGUCUUUUUGUGUCUUAAGCUUUAACAUAAUCUGUCGACCAAAAAAAAAAAAAUUCUUCAUUCUGUAACAUAAUUUGGAAAUGCUAGUCGCGUUUAUGUAUUUGGCAUUUUUAAUCUCCAUAUUCAUGCAUGUGGUGAACUAAUUGUCUCGUCCUUUGUCUGGCCUGACUAGUUUGUGUUAAGGACGUAUUUCACGUGCACAUCGCCUAGUUUGACCUUUUAUGUAGAUUUGUAGUUUUUCUUUUCUCACAAGUGUACACCUUCUAGUUUGG